Messenger RNA from Condylura cristata (star-nosed mole), 2435 nucleotides. It is a transcript of the gene LIN52, whose product is annotated as lin-52 DREAM MuvB core complex component. The record is from RefSeq and is a predicted model, not a curated record. Gene Ontology annotation, cellular component: DRM complex. Gene Ontology annotation, biological process: regulation of DNA-templated transcription. The transcript is spliced from 6 exons. Bases 153 to 503 code for a protein of 116 amino acids. Lineage: Eukaryota; Metazoa; Chordata; Mammalia; Eulipotyphla; Talpidae.
GGGGUGUGGCCAGCGCUGGGGGCGGGACAAAGUAAAGUUUGCCCUAUGGGGAGGGGAGGGGAGAAGGGACUGCGAGUUAGGGAUGGGAUUUCUCUUAGGGGCGUGGCUUAUGAGCAUUGCUUUCCCGCCGACGGUUGACCGCGUCACGUGACAUGGGUUGGAAGAUGGCGUCUCCCACGGACGGGACAGAUCUGGAAGCAUCUUUGCUAAGCUUUGAAAAACUGGACCGUGCUUCACCAGACCUUUGGCCAGAGCAAUUACCAGGUGUUGCUGAAUUUGCAGCUUCCUUCAAAAGUCCUAUUACUAGCUCUCCACCCAAAUGGAUGGCUGAAAUAGAACGUGAUGACAUUGACAUGUUGAAGGAAUUGGGGAGCCUCACAACAGCUAAUUUGAUGGAGAAGGUACGAGGCCUACAGAACCUAGCCUAUCAGCUGGGGCUGGAUGAAUCUAGAGAGAUGACACGGGGGAAAUUCCUCAACAUUCUGGAGAAACCCAAGAAGUAGCAGCCGCAGGUGGACAGGACGUCCUGGAGUCUGGAUCCACGCGCCCCUCCAGGCGCAGCUCUGCCUCUGCACACAUCAUUGCUUCCUGAGAGAGGCCAGAGGACGCGCCUCCAGGACUGACCCUCUCCCCUGCUCCUGGCACUCUGCGCCUCUGAGGACAUUCGGCAGCUGGAGAAGAAGCUGCUCUCCCCAAGGAUCAGCGCAGUCACUCCAUCAGCGUCUAGACUUUGAUGGGCUCAGCCUCUGAUGUUGUACCACCAGAGGGCUUAUCAUCCUUAAAGGUCACGUCCAGAAAUGAUUCAGGAGCGCCAGAGCCUUACAGUCGAUAUGACUGAGGGAUGGCCAGGUCAGCUGUGGCAUGUCGAUUGGAUGGUUCUUUUGAGUUGUACUUGAUAUCGUAGGAAGUAUUUGUGAUGCAAGGAGACCAGAGACCAAUUAAGAUUCUGAACCAGGCCAUGCACCCUGUCCUAUAACCUCUCCAGGUAUACUAGGUUCCAAGAAUCCCCAGCUGGAGAAACCAGAAUCUUUUUGACAUACAUACCACUUUUACAUUUCUUCACCUCUUACGAUAGUCCCAUCCUCCUCGUCUCCUGCAUUCUCCAUCUUCCAGAGCCCUUCCUGUUAGUUCUGACUCCAGGACAGAGUCCCUGUUUAUUGAGCCCCUCCAGGGAUUAGCUUAUGUAGUGAAAGUUCCCUAAAAAACAAUAUAAAGGUGACAGGAAGGACUUUUGAAUUCUAACUAAUCUGUUAUUAGGAAAAGAAAUGUCACUAUGGCCUGAAACGUAGAAUGGAACUGUCUACAGGAGUUUCCAUUUGCCUAGAAACUCUAGUUGACCUUGAAGGGAUGUGCUAUGGGAUAGUGGCAAUGUUUUCAUCUCCCGUGUCCCCUCUGACAGCUCAUGUCAGAUAUUGCACCAUUCUAACACACACACACACACAAGAGUAUUUCCUGACUUCUGUACACGUCCUUUGGAGCUCUUUAUCACUUACCUAUCUCUAUAUUAAAACCUGAGAAUCUAGCUCAAGGGUAAAAUUGAUUAUGCCUGUUUUCUAGAUUGUCUUAUAAGCCAGCCUCCAGCCUCUUAAUAUUUUUUAAAAGUACAUGAACUCCGUUUCAUGAAGUUCCUAAACUUCAUGAAAAGAACAUUCCUGUGACAGUCAUGUGAAGGUGUUUGGAUGCAAGGGAAGUUAUGGUCAAGUGUUUGGUCCUGUGUGUCUGUGCACACAUAACUGCACAACUUAAUAGGUGGAACGCUGAGCGUUUUCUUGCAUUUGUGCCAUUUGACCCCCUGCAGUUUUGUUUAUUGAAAAGGGCACGGGGAGAAUUAAAUACAAGACACACAGGAUGAGUAGGAGAUGGAAAACAUUCUACUUGGGUUGUCGAGGCUUUGAUAUUAAGUUAAGCUUAUUAUUAACAUUCUUUAAUGUCUAAAUGCGGUUGAAGAGUGAUAGACUGUGUGUGUGUGAGAGAGAGAGAGAGAGAGAGAGAGAGAGAGAGAGAGAGAGAGAGAAUGGUGAUAGGGAAGGGCAAAAGGAGUGCCGUGUCAGAUUCUUCCUUUGCUUGUUUUUGAGAGUUGAUGACAUCAGGCACUUUUAAAUUCUUGGGGAAAUUGAAAGAUAUAUGGAGAUUAUUGAGAUACCUCUCCAAAACCAACUGAAUGAAGUUUGUAACCUGAAGCUACAUAGUUGGUUUUCUGGUCUGCUUUGACCUCUUUCUUUUACUGUCAUCUUACUCACCAGCACUUAAUGUAAGUAGAUGUUUUAGAAUUGUGCUAUUUAUUGGGUUUGUAUUUGUCGUCCUUAGAAAUGUUAAUGAUGUAUUUUUAUAUUGAUAAUAUGAAUUUAUGUACAAUGUGUGUGUGUGUAUGUAUUUCAGGGUGUUAGAGGAUUGUGCUUUGUAUAUGAUGGUUUCUGUGUCGUCAUAAUAAAUAA